UUAUAUGAACCGAGACCAUGAUCAAGACUUAUUUUGUGCCAUAAAAGCUUCUUUUGUGGGUUGAAAAUAAUAUUUCGAGCAUACUAUUAUGUAUCUUCAAAUCUCUAAAUGAAAACUGGAAAAGUGUUAUAAUUCUCAUCGUAGCUCUUUCAAAUAUUGAUUUGUAAUUCGUUUUGGUAGAUCAGAAACACAGAUGAGAAAUGCCGCAAACACUGAGCUUUGCACCAGAUGCUUGGAAAUUACUGAAUGGCAUUUUCUGUGUUUAUAAACCGCCUGGAGUAUUUUCUAUUCAUGUUCGCAAUACUUUGGCAUUUAAUUUAUGUAGAGAUUUGAAUGAAAUGAAGAAGAGGCCACCUAAUAAUCGAGUCCUCUUGAAAGGAUCUGUAUGUUCUGAACAACCCCUUGCAGUAGAAAUCCGGCCUAAUUAUGCUGAUCAUGAACUAGUAUCUGGACCACGUUAUCAAAUGCAGGACAUCAGAAUGAGGUGGCUCUAUUGUCUUGGAAAAAACACUAGUGGAGUCUUUGCUAUGACAGUAAAUGAUGGCUGUAAAAGUUUGUCAACAUUAAGUUCCAGUAACUUUCUACGAAAGUACGAAGUUAAAGGACAGUUUGGUAAAGCUACUACAACUUUUAUGUCGGAUGGAAAAGUGAUGCAACGAACAACUUACUACCAUAUACGUCAUUCAGCUUUAGAUCGUGUUUUAGCUUCUAUACAAUCUUCUCAUCAAUCUCUUGCGUAUGAGUAUGCAGGAGUAAACAUUCAAAGCCAAGAAGCAUAUGAAAUGGCCAGCAAAGGAGUCAUACGACCCAGUGGGAAAUCAAACCCAAUUAUAUAUAGCAUUAAAUGUACAGAUUUCAGCCUGCCUAAUUUUACUUUAGAAAUUCAAUGCAUCAAUGAAAAUGAAACAUUCUUGGCAGAGUUGGUUCAUCAAAUUGGCGUUUAUUUACGAAGCACUGCCUUCUGCACACAACUGAGACAACUUCAGUUUGGCCAAUUUACCUUAGACCAUGCACUUCUAAGAAAGCAUUGGACUUUGGAAAACAUUCUCAGCAACGUCACCCUGUGCAAAGAAUUAUUAGACGGAGGAAACAUGACUCCCAACAGUGCUCAUUUUGAGAGUGUCAAGACAUCAAAAUCAGAGAACAUUGUGGAGAGAAUGCAAAAUGAAAUGAGAGAAGAUGCUUUAUAGAGAGAAGUUUUAAACUGUAUAUAAAUUAAAAUUGCUACUUGUUCCUCGACUAUCCAAAUAAAAAGACU
Molecule: messenger RNA, 1258 nt
Organism: Uloborus diversus
Lineage: Eukaryota; Metazoa; Arthropoda; Arachnida; Araneae; Uloboridae
Product: pseudouridylate synthase TRUB2, mitochondrial-like
Exons: 7
Coding region: 201-1190 (329 amino acids)
Biological process (GO): pseudouridine synthesis; RNA processing
Molecular function (GO): RNA binding; pseudouridine synthase activity
Source: RefSeq, a predicted model, not a curated record